UCGUGACGCCAUUCCAGUUGUUUUUAUCGCGGACGCGGAAGUGAGCGCGAGCGGUGCUUUCUGACGAACCUGAGGCGAAAAAGCAGAAGAAAUCAAGUGUGUGAUAAAGAAGUUCGUCUGUGUGGAGAGUCCAGUAGAACCGGGGAGCCAUCAUGCCGAACAUGGAGCAGAAUUUAUUUAACCUGAAGUUUGCAGCCAAAGAGUUGCAACGAAGCUCAAAAAAAUGUGACAAGGAAGAGAAAGCAGAGAAGGCCAAAGUGAAAAAGGCGAUUCAGAAGGGUAACAUGGAGGUGGCACGGAUCCACGCCGAGAACGCCAUCAGACAGAAGAAUCAAUCUGUGAACUUUCUGAGAAUGAGCGCGAGGGUGGAUGCUGUAGCAGCAAGAGUGCAGACCGCUGUCACCAUGAACAAGGUCACUAAAUCCAUGGCAGGAGUGGUGAAGGGGAUGGAUUCGACCCUGAAGAGCAUGAACCUGGAGAAGAUUUCAGCUUUGAUGGACAAAUUCGAGCGCCAGUUUGAAACUCUGGAUGUUCAGACGCAACAGAUGGAGGACACCAUGAGCAGCACGACAACACUUACAACUCCACAGAACCAGGUGGACAGUCUGAUGCAGGAGAUGGCAGAUGAAGCUGGGUUGGAUCUCAACAUGGAACUUCCGCAGGGACAGACAGGAACAUUGGCCAGCAGUGUGGCAUCUACAGAACAGGAUGAACUCUCUCAGAGGCUGGCUAAACUCCGAGAUCAGGUCUGAGUGGAUUGAUGUGUGUGUGUGUGUGUGUGUGUGUGUGUGUGUGUGUGUGUGUGCCAUCAUUAUAAUCAUCUUCAUGCUCCAUGUUCGUGGCUCUCUGAUGUCUGGAAGAUCUGCUGCUCAGAACAUGUCCGGUCCGGAUUUCCACACGCCCUCGUCCGCUCUCCCCGGCUGUAAGUCACUUGGUGGCCCGAGGAGGAGUGUGUAGUGGAGUGUGUCUAAUACACAGCUUUGUUCUGCAGACUACACCAUUUCUUUCUCGUACUUUCACCACAAACUUGAGAAAAGAAACUGACUGAAGUCCCGGCGCCGUCAUUUCACCUGAUACUCGCUGCUCGCUCGUGGAUUUUAUUCAUUACUCAGCAUGUCAGCUUUGCUUUCUUUUCCUCGGACUGCUGGACACAGAGGCCACCAAUAAACCGCCUAAUCCAAACACUAUGAUGGAAACAUGUAUGUGUGUGUGUAUAUUUACACGACUCUUGUAUUGUUCUGUGUGUCGAUUCAAGAACGCUUUCAUGGUCUUGAUUUAUAACGCUGUAAUAAAUGCUAACAGUGACGCUGCACUUGUAACUUGAUUCCCCUCCCCCCAAUUCAUGGAGUUAUUCUAAAGUCUUUUUAAUUGAGCUCGUUUAACUGUAAUUCCGAGACAAGCGUUUGGUUUGAAGUCACACUCGCGUCAAAUGACACUGAAGGACAAGUCCCAGUGAAGCAUGAUGAAUUUCUAGAUUAAAAAAAAAAAAAAAAGCCUGAAAUAUCAGAAGUCACCAGGAUGUUUGAUCACGUUGACUAGAUUGUGAUAGACUUCUAGGUGGUGCCAAAGUUGAUUUCAGUGUUUCUGGUGAAAUUGAGCACUGUUAAAGCAGAGAUCGUGAGCAGAAAUGAUGAAUCGGAGCUUAAUUUACAUGACAGAACAUCGUAACAUGAGUAUAAGUGUUUUAUAAACAAUGUAAAGUUCUCCAGACAGUGUCAUAACUCAAGACCACAGCUAAAGUUAUGCUGAAUGUUCUUUUUUUUUUUUUUUUUUUUUUAUGUAAAUUUACACGGAUCGAAAUCAACAAAUAAAAUGAACACCCUGUUCAUCACUAGUGUUGUUGUUGUGUUGGACAAUAAUCGGGAUUUCCUGCACAGUUAAAGAAGAUAAGGAAGCUUUAAGGCAUUUAUUUAUGUUCAUUUCUUCACUUAUUUGUUAGCCAAAUGAGAUGUCUGGAUUUUUGUUUUUGGGUUUAUUGGGAAAAUGCUGUCUACAGAUUAAGAGCCGAAAUAAAUAUUUUAUAACGGU
Neoarius graeffei (lesser salmon catfish) is the source of this 2028-nucleotide messenger RNA. RefSeq names its product charged multivesicular body protein 1B (gene chmp1b). Gene Ontology annotation, biological process: endosome transport via multivesicular body sorting pathway; late endosome to vacuole transport; protein transport. Bases 153 to 752 code for a protein of 199 amino acids. Gene Ontology annotation, cellular component: ESCRT III complex; multivesicular body. The transcript is spliced from 8 exons. Lineage: Eukaryota; Metazoa; Chordata; Actinopteri; Siluriformes; Ariidae. The record is from RefSeq and is a predicted model, not a curated record.